Blepharisma stoltei is the source of this 1350-nucleotide messenger RNA. NCBI's taxonomy places the organism in Eukaryota, Ciliophora, Heterotrichea, Heterotrichida, Blepharismidae. The record is from the annotation of a GenBank genome assembly.
AUGGCAAAAAACUACUAUUCAACCCUAGGAAUCACCAGAGAAGCUACAGAUGAAGAAAUCAGCCAAGCUUAUCGACAAUUAGCACUUCGUUGGCAUCCAUCUAAAAAGCCAGAUGACCCACACACAGCAACUCACAUGUUUAAUGAGCUUGCUGAAGCAUAUGAAGUCUUAAGCAAUGAUAUCUUCAAAAGCUGCUAUGAUAUGUAUGGAGAAUAUGGCUUAAAAGAAGGAGUAAUUGAUGGAAAAGGUGGCUAUACAGGCGGAUAUAGAUACAGAGGUAAUGCUGAAGAAAUCUUUGAAAAAUUCUUUGGAUCUCCUAAUCCAUUCUAUGGAGGAUCAGAUGAAGCGACUAUAGCUGGAAGUUUAUUUGGGGCAGCUACAAGGGGGAUGAAGCAAGUUAAAGCAGACCCUCCACAAGAUUUGAUUGUUGAAGUGCCGUGCACACUUGCUGAGCUGUACUUAGGAUGCCAAAAAAGAGUUACAUAUGAAAAGAUUGAGCUGAAUAAUGAUAGAAUUACGACCUCAAAAGUCUUGAAUACAAAAAAUUUAGAAAUAAGAAGAGGGUAUAGCAAUCAGACAAUAUUCUUCUUUAAAUUAAAUGUGGCGAAAUGCGUUUCCUUAUUAUUUCUAAUAAAAAUUACUGAUAAAUUCUUAUAAAUAUUUGUUAUUUCUUUUCCAGGGGACGGUAAUGAAUCUCCACAUUACCCAAACUCUCAAUUAAUUUUCAAAAUAGUCGAAUUGCCACAUGAAGCAUUCCAAAGGAAAGGAAAUGACCUAAUAUAUACAGCGAAAAUCCAGCUCGUUGAUGCUUUGAUGUCAGAUCCAAUACAAAUUGUAAAAAUUACUUACUCCCUUCAAGCUCGAUCAAAUAAUUUUGCUUGCUAAUAAAGGAGGUUAAUUUUUUUUUAAUAAUUUUUUUCAGAAUUCUAAAAUAUCCCAAUUAUAAAAAUUGAAAAUUAAAAUUAAUAUCUGUUUAAAAUUUAAGAAGAUUAAUUUGAGAUUUCAUUAUAAAAUUAUUACUGUUUAUUCUUUCUCAUGAAUAUGGGCUUUACCAAAAAAAUAGGGUUUUCCAAUAGUUUUGCUUGUCAUCGAAAGGGGAUUUAGACUGCUUUAGAUGGAAGAGUUUUAACUCUGUCAUUUGAUGAAGUUGUGAGCCUUUCAACCAGAAAAAUGAUUGAAAAUGAAGGAAUGCCUGUAUUUAAGGACAAUGAGUAUGCCAACGAUUUGAAAAAGUUUGGAUUAGAUAAGAGAUCAAUUGAAAAAGGAAAUUUGAUUGUGAGAUUUGAUAUUGAAUUUCCACAAUAUAUUCCAGAAGAAAAGAAAAGACAACUUAAAUUGCUGCUAAGCUAA